GGGAUUGACACAUAAUAAUAAUAAUAAUAAUAAUAAUAAUAAUAAUAAUAAUAAUAAUAAUCAAAGACUCUGGCAGAAACCAGUGCAGGUAGUCCCGGUGGUGAUGGGCACAUUGGGUGCCAUGCCAAAAGAUCUCAGCCGGCAUUUGGAAACAAUAGACAUUGACAAAAUUACGAUCUGCCAACUGCAAAAGGCCACCCUUCUGGGAUCUGUGCACAUCAUCCAAAAAUACAUCACACAGUCCUAGACACUUGGGAAGUGUUCGACUUGUGAUUUUUUGAUACAAAAACCAGCAUAUCUAUCUUGUUUGCUGUGUCAUAAUAACUAAUAAUAAUAAUAAUAAACUGCUUCAAGUGCAAAAGAAAAAGAGUGAAUACUGUAAAAACACAAUCCAGAGCAGAAGAGAAAACUAGUGAAAGAAGGCUCUCCAUGGGCACUCCCUGGGAAAAAUUGAGAGCCAAAUUGACAAAGAAUAAACAUGGCUGUGGCUCACAAAUGGGACUUUGAAAAAGGAGACGGAGGGCCUGAUUCUGGCAGCCCAUGAACAAGCCAUUAGAACCAAUGCCAUCAAAGCCAAAAUUGAGAAGUCGAUGACAGAUCCUAAAUGUAGACUCUGCAAGGAAGCAGAUGAAACUGUAGAUCCCAUCCUCAGCUGCUGCAAGAAGAUCGCACAGACAGACUACAAGCAGAGGCAUAACACCGUUGCUCAGGUGAUUCAUUGGAACUUGUGCCACAAACACCAUCUGCCUGCGACAAAGAACUGGUGGGAUCACAAGCCGGAAAAAGUUACAGAGAAUGAACAUGUCAAGCUACUCUGGGACUUCCGAAUUCAGACAGACAGACGGUUUUGGAGCACAAGACUCCUGACCUCACGAUUGUGUUAAAAAACAAAGUAUGGAUUGUCGAUGUUGCAAUCCCAGGGGACAGCAGGAUUGAGGAGAAACAACUGGAAAAGCUGACACAAUAUGAGGAUUUAAAGAUCAAAUUGCAAAGACUCUGGCACAAGCUAGUCAAGGUGGUCCCAGUGGUGAUCGGCACACUGGGUGCAGUGCCUAAAGACAUUGGCUUGCACUUGAACACAAUUGGCGCUGACACAGUCCCCACCUGCCAGCUGCAGAAGGCCACCUUACUGGGAUCUGCACACAUUAUUCGCUGAUACAUCACACAGUCCUAUACACUUGGGAAGUGUCCGACAUGGGAUCCAGUACAACAACCAGCAGAGUGUCUGCUGUGGACUCAUCUUGUUGUGUUUCAAAUAAUAAUAAUAAUAAUAAUAAUAAUAAUAAUAAUAAUAACAACAACAACAACAACACACCAGACAUCACAGUUGUGGAAAGAAAAAGGUUUGGAUCAUAGAUGUUGCCAUCCCAGGUGACAGUCGCAUUGACGAAAAACAACAGGAAAAACUCAGCCGCUAUCAGGACCUCAAGAUUGAACUUCAAAGACUCUGGCAGAAACCAGUACAGGUGGUCCCGGUGGUGAUCGGCACACUGGGUGCCGUGCCAAAAGAUCUCAGCCGGCAUUUGGAAACAAUAGACAUUGACAAGAUUACGAUCUGCCAACUGCAAAAGGCCACCCUACUGGGAUCUGCACGCAUCAUCCGAAAAUACGUCACACAGUCCUAGACACUUGGGAAGUGUUCGACUUGUGAUUUUGUGAUACGAAAUCCAGCAUAUCUAUCUUGUUUGCUGUGUAAUAAUAAUAAUAAUAAUAAUAAUAAUAAUAAUAAUAAUACUGAUUCAAAGUGCCUAUAAUCACAAGGUUUCUCUUGACUUUUACCUUAAACUGGUGGGAAAUGUGGCUCCCAGACUCCAAAAUAUUUAUCUUUUUUUGCUCCCAAAUGAUGCCCUUUUGACACAUUUUAGGUACCUCUGGCUCACAGGACCAGGAGAUUUUACCACAAAGUAAGUGACCCAGGUCCCAAAACAACCAAACACAUAGCAAAACUGGGUCUGGGGGGCAACAAGGGGUACAUUGUAACUACCCAAGAUCCAUUGGAAGCCAAUAGAGCUUCUUGAACCUCAAAGUCCACCCAUUAUCCACCCUUAUCUUGGAGAAUGGGGUCAGUGGUGGGCACUGUAGCUGUAGUUCUCCACGGAGUGUUCAUCUGUGGGGUUCUGAGAUGUCACAAUGGCUCCUGGUCUGGUGCAGAAGUUGCUGUCUGCAUGGGCCAGGCAUCCAGGGGCAUGUUUAUCUCCGUUAAAUAUGGAGACAACCGGCAGUUCUUGGCCAACAUCAACUGCUCCGUUUUGCUCCUCACACAUUACCUGCGCGACAAAGUGGGGCUGCAGAGGACAGACCCCAUUGACUUAUGUGAGGAAAACGGGACCCUCAAGCUCCUUUUCCUAGUCAAGUUCCUGGAAGACAACGCCAGCAAGUUCCUGACGCCCAGGGGAACCUACUACAUCUGCAAGUUGGAAAAGGGAGCCCCUGGGACCAAGCAUGAAAACGGCUACCGGGCCUUUCUGCCAAUAUUCAGACACCCACCCAUGGAGCUGAUGGAGUCCCUGCGCAACCAGUGCGACUUCCUGGAGAAGAGCCGCCUCCGGACACUCAAGAGCCAAGAUGGCAAGAAGCCCACCAUGGAGUCCCUUCUGAUUUCCAUGCAAAACCAUCUGAUGGGCAAGAGUGCCGGGAAGGCCGGCUCGGUGGUCUCCUCCAGCCUGGACGAAGAGGGCACUCCCCGCAAAACCACCACCAGCGCCAAGACCAGGAUGGAGUCCAGCCGGAAAGAGAAGCACCGAUGAAAAGGACUGGGAAGAAGCAGGUUCUGAUGGGACCGCUUCCUUCCUAAGAGCUGGAUAAAGCUGCUUUCUGGCUCCGAGGAGCCAUGCAAUGCCCAAGAGGCAGAGGCCUUCCUUGUCUUUGUGUUUGUGCGCUCAUUCUGCCUUUUCACCAGGCUGAUGUCACCAAGGAGCUCCUCCUAGGGCAGUUUUUCUAGGUGGUAUGGCCAUGUUCCAGAAGCAUUUCCCCCUGACAUUUCGCCCACAUCUAUGGCAGGCAUCCUUGGAUGGUUGUGAGAUUGGAAACUAAUCAAGGAAGGUUUAUAUCUCCAGAAUAAUGUCCAGGGUGGGAGAAAGAACUCUUGUCUGUUGGAGGCAACUGCGAAUGUUG
Molecule: messenger RNA, 3114 nt
Organism: Anolis carolinensis (green anole)
Lineage: Eukaryota; Metazoa; Chordata; Lepidosauria; Squamata; Anolidae
Gene: cunhxorf65
Product: chromosome unknown CXorf65 homolog
Exons: 6
Coding region: 2058-2747 (229 amino acids)
Source: RefSeq, a predicted model, not a curated record